This is a messenger RNA of Argiope bruennichi, 1428 nucleotides long. RefSeq names its product all trans-polyprenyl-diphosphate synthase PDSS2-like. The transcript is spliced from 6 exons. The record is from RefSeq and is a predicted model, not a curated record. NCBI's taxonomy places the organism in Eukaryota, Metazoa, Arthropoda, Arachnida, Araneae, Araneidae. Bases 140 to 1336 code for a protein of 398 amino acids.
AGAUUCGACGUCUCCAAGCAACCCUGUCUUCACAACCAAGAGCGAAAGUUGUUCUUUCUCUGGAGGCAAUAAUGUGCCAUUUCCUCCAAAGAAGUUACGGUUCCGUUUUUCCCGGUGUCGUUUGAGUUCUAGGAAAAUCAUGCUAGCAUUCAAGUGCUGGUGGCGGAAUGGCAUUUUUACUUGUCUCCCGCGUGUGACUACUUGGCACCAGUACAGCACGUCUCUGAAUCCCAAAGUAAAGCUGUGUGAAGUUCCUGGAGUCUGCUCAAGUGAGGAGUGGAAUUCAGUAGUUCGAGAGAGUUGUGCCGCCCUUCAAAACCUUGCGCCCCUCAAUCGUAUGAAAAGGCAUCAAACAAGCACCGUGUCCAUGCAUAGGGUUAUCAGAAGACUUCAGCAAUCAUCCCGUAAUAACGAUUACUUGAUCAACACUUUCAAACAGCUGCUAACCAACAGCGAGGUUACUUCCACAGAGCUCCGAUGGCCAGGUCUCAUUACCCUGUUACUGUCCAGAAGUAUUGGAAAUCCGUUCGAAGCCAACAAUUUUGUCAGUAAGGCCCUGGAAGAUGUCAUAUGGUCUUCUCAGGUUACUCUUGCGGAAAUUGUGAAUCUCCUGUAUUGCAAUUUCUUAUUCCAGAAAGAAAAUCAAAGGCUGACUUUAUCAAAAAGAACGGGAGUCAGACGAGGUGCAACUAAGAAUGAAGUCGAUCGGUUAGUAAAUCAUUAUUUUAUCUGCUCCGUCCUGAGAAAGAUGUCAUCUUUAGAGAACGAUAAGGUGCUGUUUCUAUUUGCCAAAGUGUUAGAGUCAUUUGCAACUGCUAGAUCUUCGAGCGAAGUAGCUUCACAUUGCAUUCACAACCUUAAAACAUGGGAGCAGGACACAUUUUAUCCACAAGGAUUGCUGUUAGCAACCGGAUGUCAAUCCACUCUGGAAUUAGCUGGUUAUGAUGAAAAAUUUCAACAGCUAGCGUUUGAAUUUGGAAGAUAUUUCACUCUGGCAAUAAAAGCCAAUGCUGAAAUUCAACAGUUUCUGAAUUAUCAAACAGCUCUUAGUUCAGUCAUUAAUGUUUCCAGUUUCCCGGUCGCUCUGCAUUUGUCGAACAAUCCAGAAACUUUAGCAUAUCUGUACAGAUGUCGACAGACGCUAUCUAACUUGGAUUACAGUGCGCUGAAUGCUAUUCUCAUAACCAAUGCAACAAUGGAUAAUGCAAGAAAGCAGCUGAAAGCAUACGUUGAAAAGGCCACAAGUAUUUUUCAAGAGUUCCAUAACUUCGAGAACCUUGAAGUAGCUGAACAUUUAAUGAAAUUAGUAAGAACACUGGAGAACAUUAAUGAGUAAAAUUAAGAAAUCUCUUAAUUUGAAAAUGUACUGCAUGUUGGAAGAACUAUCCCCAUCCCAAAUCAAGAAUAAAUAAGCAGCUAUGUCACAUA